GAAGCCAGGCCGCUGAGUGUGAUUAUCGCCCUGUGCUCUAUCUGGGCCUGCGGGCGGCUGGAGCAGCAUCUUUCGGCCAUGGACGCGAAGAGGCAGGUGGUUAACUUCGGCGCGGGACCCGCUAAGCUGCCGCGCUCGGUAUUGCUAGAAGCACAAAAAGAAUUGGUGGACUACAAAGGACUUGGUAUAAGUGUACUUGAAAUGAGCCAUAGGACAUCUGAUUUCUCAAAAAUUAUAAACACAGCUGAAAAUCUCUUACGUGAAUUGCUAAAUAUUCCGGAAAACUACAAAGUCGUCUUCCUCCAAGGGGGUGGGUCUGGUCAGUUCAGUGCUGUUCCACUUAACCUUAUUGGACUGAAAGAAGGAAGAUGUGCAGAUUAUGUGGUUACUGGAGCUUGGUCAGCAAAGGCAGCUAAAGAGGCAGAGAAAUAUGCCAAAGUGAACAUUGUUCAUCCUAAACUUGGAAGUUACACAAAAAUUCCUGACAUAAGCAGCUGGAAUCUCAGACCAGAUGCCUCUUAUGUCUACUACUGUGCUAAUGAGACUGUUCAUGGUGUGGAGUUUGACUUUGUACCUGAUGUCAAAGGAGCAGUCUUGGUGUGUGAUAUGUCAUCAAAUUUCUUGUCCAGACCAGUAGAUGUUUCCAAGUUUGGUGUCAUUUUUGCUGGUGCCCAGAAGAACAUUGGCUGUGCUGGAGUAACUGUGGUAAUCGUGCGCGAGGAUUUGCUGGGGUUUGCACUCGAAGAAUGCCCUAUAGUAUUGGACUAUAAAGUACAAGCAGGAAAUGGCUCAUUAUAUAACACUCCUCCAUGCUACAGUAUCUAUAUCAUGAGUUUGGUCCUGGAAUGGAUAAAGAACAAUGGUGGGGUUCCAGCUAUGGAUAAACAGAGUUCAAUCAAAUCACAAAUGAUUUAUGAAAUUAUUGACAAAUCUAAUGGAUUCUAUGUAUGCCCUGUGGAGAAAAAGAGCCGAAGCAGAAUGAAUGUUCCAUUCCGCAUUGGCAAUAUUAAGGGUGAUGAAGUGUUGGAAAAGAAAUUCCUUGAUAAAGCUGUGGAAUUGAAUAUGAUCUCUCUGAAAGGACAUCGAUCUGUGGGAGGAAUACGUGCUUCUUUAUAUAAUGCUGUGACAAUAGAAGAUGUUCAGAAGCUUGCAACGUUCAUGAGAAGCUUCAUGCAGAUGCAUCAGCAUGAAUGUGCAUGAAUUAGUGCAAUGCUGCACAUAUAUGAAAUAAAACAUAAAGGGUUUGACAUUUAUUGUGAUGCUGCAUACAAUGCACAACUUUAACAAACAAGAAUUUUGUUUUAGUUCAUAGACCUAUUAUAGGUAACUAAAUAAGGAUGAAGGGCCCAGUCUUACAAUAUCUUGAGCACCCUCAACUUCCAUUUAAGUUGAGGACACUCAAUACCUGACAAGAUUGGUCCCUAAAUUUGCAAAGCAAAUAACUUUAUUGGCAAUCUAACGGUGAAUAGUAUUGUAAUCUAUGUAGCUCAGAUUCUGAUUUUAGUUACACUGCUGCAAGCGUUACUAUGGAUUUACACAGAUAUAAUAGUGAUCAUAAGCUAUCUCAGUUGUGUGGAAAAAAAUCUUGUUUUGUUACUCUUAUUUGUAACUGUAAAAAUCAUUUUUUUUUCAAAUUAAUGCCUUGUUCUCACUAAAUUUCAGUAGUGCUUGGUACCAUGUGCUUGGUUCUAUAAACAGAAUUUCAUAAAUACCGUGAACACGCACAUGAGGCUAGAACUAAUGGUAAUUGAAAAUACUUGAUUGGUAUAUCAAAUACAUUCCAAGAAUGCUUCUCCAUCGUCCUUGGGGAAACUGAUGUUGGCAUUUCCUGACUUCAGACCUACUCACAGCAUGAGGAGUCCCACUGACUUUAAUAUAGUGAUAAACAUUAUUGUAGUAAGUGUUUGUAUGGUCAGGCCUUUUAUUUGUGUUAUCAUUUAGAGAUGUAACAAGACACAUACUUGUAUGUAGUAAAAUCAAUGUGUCAGAUGUUUGUUUCUGUGUGCAUUUUAUAUUUGAAACCAGUGUAGGGUAUUUAAUUUUGUGUGUUUUCCCCUCCCCACAAGGACUGCCCUCCUUUUAAUUUAACCCUCUGUUAAACUGGACUUCCGAGUUUUACUCGAUGGAACACCUGAUUACUUCAUCCUCCUCCUCACCGACUGAGCACAAUUCCAUCUUGCUCCCUAGCAGUCCAGAUCACAGGAGCUAAAACAGUUUCUCUUGCCUGAUAUUUCCUCCUUAGUUGCUUCAUUAGCUUCCUUCGUUUUCUGCAUCACGUCAGCCUUCUCUUCUUACAUGUGGGGCUCUGAACAAAUCCAGCUGGUGUAAGUCUUGGCUCCCAUCUUGCUUCCUUCUCUCUGCCAGAGAGAACUGUACCCCUCCCCCACUCACCUACAUGCCUUUAAUCCAUGCUUUCCUGGACACCUAAAACUCCCUCCCUAGCCCAGGUUUCAGGGACCUUCUUUCCACACAUAACUUUUCCUUGAAACUCAUUUGUUCUGCAUAGCCCACAGUCACUAGUCAAUGCCAAUAAAAAUGCCAGCAGCCUUUUGUUGAAACAAAAACAACAAAGGAACAAAUGAUUCUGUUAACACUGUCAUCUGGGAAUCCUAAUGUAAUUGUGUUUUGAUUUUUCUGUCUUGUUCAGACUGUAAGCUUUUUGGGGCAGGAAUAUGUCUUUUGCUUCUUAUAUAGUGCAAAGAACAGCGUUAAAGCUUUAAUAAUCUUAAUGAUGGACCACUUCAUCCCUGUGUAACUUCACUGAAGUCAAUUGAGUUACAUCACUGGUGAAUUAAAUUCCAAUUGAUAGGUAGUAGUUUUAUUGAUAGGUAGCUGUUUUAAAAACUCAUUGUCAAUUUAUUUGUUUAAUUUGUGGAGAAAAUAGUAUAACAGAACACUGA
Molecule: messenger RNA, 2900 nt
Organism: Chelonoidis abingdonii (Abingdon island giant tortoise)
Lineage: Eukaryota; Metazoa; Chordata; Testudines; Testudinidae
Gene: PSAT1
Product: phosphoserine aminotransferase 1
Biological process (GO): L-serine biosynthetic process
Cellular component (GO): cytoplasm
Molecular function (GO): O-phospho-L-serine:2-oxoglutarate transaminase activity; pyridoxal phosphate binding
Source: RefSeq, a predicted model, not a curated record